Molecule: messenger RNA, 1048 nt
Organism: Coffea arabica (coffee)
Lineage: Eukaryota; Viridiplantae; Streptophyta; Magnoliopsida; Gentianales; Rubiaceae
Product: probable aquaporin NIP-type
Biological process (GO): transmembrane transport
Cellular component (GO): membrane
Molecular function (GO): channel activity
Source: RefSeq, a predicted model, not a curated record
AUGUCGGAGAAAGAAAUUGCAGCACUUGAAGAGGGAAAUGCCUCAAGUUUUCCCUACAAAUCAAAUGAAAAAACUACUUUCUGUGCUUCAACUGAUGUGGUUUUGAUCAUCCAAAAGGUAUUUGCUGAGGCAAUUGGGACUUAUUUUUUGAUAUUUAUUGGGUGUGGUUCUGUAGCUGUUAACAAAAUUUACGAGUCAAUAACAUUUCCAGGAGUAUGUAUAGCAUGGGGUUUGAUAGUAAUGGUCAUGGUUUAUGCUGUUGGACACAUUUCUGGUGCUCAUUUCAAUCCUGCAGUUACCAUCACUUUUGCCAUCUUUCGACAUUUCCCUUAUAAACAGGUGCCUUUGUAUAUUGUGGCACAGCUGUUGGGAGCAAUUCUUGCUAGUGGCACCCUAUGUCUAAUAUUUGAUGUGAAGGCCCAAGCGUUCUUCGGGACUGUACCAACAGGCUCUAAUGUUCAAUCUCUGGUCCUUGAAUUCGUCAUCUCGUUUCUGUUGAUGUUCGUCAUAUCUGGUGUUGCCACAGAUAACAGAUCCAUUGGUGAAUUAGCAGGAAUUGCAAUUGGAAUGACAAUACUAAUCAAUGUCCUUGUUGCAGGGCCAGUAUCAGGUGCAUCUAUGAACCCAGCAAGGAGUAUUGGACCAGCAAUAAUUAUGAAUGAAUACAAGGGACUAUGGAUAUACAUAGUUGGACCUCUUUUGGGCACCAUAGCUGGAGGUUUCACCUACAAUCUGAUUAGAUUCACAGAGAAACCGCUUCAAGAAUUAACCAAAAGCUCAACCUUUAUGAAAAGCGUGUCCAGGGCCAGAACAUAGGGCACCAUUUUUAAGUUUCAAUUCACUUAAUUUUCCUUUGCCCGGUGCUCCAAGAUCUUGUACAAGAGAGCUGCCAGUGGCUUACCGAAAAGGGUGGAAAAUUUUGAGAAUGAGGAGAAGGUAUAUAUGGUUGCUUUAUCUUGUCCAACUGUAUUUGGAAUAUAUUUGAGGGUGCCUAUAAUAAGUAGAAUUCAAAAGAGUUGAGUUUAGUCGGAUCACUGGUUUUUUUUUU